AUGAGUUGGGCAGUAGAGGAGUGGAAGGAUGGUCUUCCAGGGAAAGCCCUCCAGAAGAUCCAGGAGAUAGAGUCCCAGCUGGACAAACUGAAGAAGGAGAGGACCCAGAAACAGUUUCAGCUGGAUUCACUGGAGGCUGCACUGCAGAAACAAAAGCAAAAGGUGGACAAUGAGCGUAGUGAAGCGUCUGCUCUGAAGAGAGAAAACCAGUCGUUAGUGGAGUCAUGUGACUCUGUGGAGAAAGCCCGCCAGAAGGCUGUUCAUGAACUGGGAGUAAAAGAGCAGCAGGUGAGCUACCUGGAGGGCCAGCUCAGCUCUUCCAGGAGGACCAUAGAACGACUGGAGCAGGAGCUUAAGAAGUACAAGAAUGAGUUGGAUCGUUCUCAGACCUCCUCCUGCUCCUCCUCCUCUUUAUCGACUUCCUCUGAGCUGCAGCCCUUAACAACACCACAGAAGAGCUUUUCUACCCCAACAGCCACUCCAAGCUACAGACACCAUGACAACAGACUGGAAGAGCUUCAGGAGAAAUAUAUUAAAGAAGUGGAAGAGAGGAAGAGGCUAGAGACUGAACUUGGAGUCCUGCAGGUCAAAUCGUUGAACCGGUCAACUACUAGUGUCAGCCACAAAGACAUUGCUGCCCGUCAACAAGCUGGAUCGUCCAUAUUUCCAUGGCAACAGCAGGACCAAAAUCUAAGUUGCCAGUCCCAGGGUGCUAUGGAGACCCCUCUGAAGAGGCGGGGUGGUGGCGGAUCCUCCCUCUGGAGUGCACAAGAAAAGACGCCAAUUAGCUUGUCUAUAGAAACACAGAGUUCCAGUGGCUCCACCCAUCAGAUGGAGCAACUCAAAACUCUGAACCAAGAGUUGCGUGGACGCGUGUCCGAGCUGGAGAGGAAUCUGUCCACUCAAGAGAAGGAAAUUCGUAGUCAGGCAUCCAGGUUGCAGGAAGUACAAACCCACAUUGAUCAGGCCCGUAGAGAUUUGGCUGACAGGGACAGAGACCUAGCCAAGAGCCGCCAUGAGCUCAGCCAGACGACUGACAAAAACCAACAAGCUGAAACCAAGCGUUCUUUGAUGGAGCAGAAGCUGAAGCAGCUCACAGAGGAGAUGAGUUGUCAUAGACACAAUGCUGAGAACUGCAGACGAGCCUUAGAGCAGAAAAUGAAGGACCAGGAGAGAGAGAGUCAGAAGGAGCUGGCUCACCUGCAGAGUGCCCACCAGGCCUUGGAACAGCAGCUGAACCAGACUAGAACCAAGCUGACCCAGGAGAUCCAACAGGCCAAGAAAGACUACAACAUUUUGCAGUCUAACAUGGAGAAGUUGGGCCACCAGAAGGGACAGAUGGAGAGAGAAGUGGAGGAGCAGAGGCAGAAGCUGCUGAGGUCAGAACAGAGCCUCCAGGCCAGUCGGACCAAAGAGCAGGACCUCUGCAAGAAAAUGGAGGAGCUUCAGAAAGAGAAGAACAGUGCAUCUGUCCAGUUGGACCAGAGCAGCAGACGUCUGUCUCAAGUCGAGGAAGAGAAGAAGAGCUCAGAGCAGAUCCUUAAACGCACCCAGGGACUACUGGACGACCUCAAAGCUAAAUCAGAGGCCCAGGCUGAGGAACUGAAGGGGCUUCGGUCCAAACUGGAACAACAGACUCAGUCCUCUACCCAAGAGCUGGAUAACCUGAAGAAGAUGCUGUCAGAUGUAGAAGCCAAAAACGACAGGUCUCAGAAUGAACUACAGAAAGAGAAGAUAGAAACAGAGCUGCUGAUGACCAAGCUGAAUAUCUUGGAGAAGGAGAUCCAGGACCUGAAAACCUGUCUCGCUAAUAGCCAGAAGGAGUAUAACACACUGCAACAGGAACACCAAGCUCUCGUGGAGUGGAAAUCUGAGAAGGAGACCCUAAUUGAUGAAACGGAAGCUUUGCAGAUAAGCAUGACUGAGAAAAUCAGCUCUUUAGAAAAGAAUGUCAGCACCCUCAACGAGGCCAGCAAUAAACUAAAAGAACAGCUGUCGAGUUUGGAGGGAGACAAGACUGGUUUGUCCACUCAGCUUGACUCCCUGAAGGGAGAGCUUCUCAUCAAGGGCACAGACCUAGAGGAGAAAGAGCAUCAGUACGAACAGCUCCUGUCAACCCACGCUGAAGCUGGGCAGAAGUACUCCAAAGACCUAGAAAACAUGGGUGUGCAAGUGGCCCAUCUUGAGGCACAAGUAAAAGACAUCAAGCUCCGCUUGCAAAAGGAGGUUAUUCGGGCAGAGCAGGCUGAGAAGACCAAGUCAGAGAUACAGGAACAGCAUCAGGCAGUCUGUGAUCUGGUCCAGUCAAAAGAUCAGCUAAUGGAGCUGGGCCAGGCUGAGCUCAGGCAGCUCAGAGAGAGCCUUGCACAGGCUCUGACACAGCAGGACACACAGCAUGCCAGGCUGACAGAAGAGAGGGCAGCACUGCUGCUGCAAUGUGAGGAGAGUGUAGCGGUGAAGGCUGAGGAGGCUGAGCAGACCAAACUCAAUCUAGAAAGUGUGCAGCAAGAGCUGCUGCUUUCCAAAGACCAGGUAAAUUCCUUGGUAUCUGCACUGAAAUUCCAAAAGAGUUUGGGAGCUACGCUGCAGGAGAAGAUUGAGACACUCUCGGUCACAGAAGAAGCACAGAGGAAGGCUCUGGAGAGCACGUUAGAAGUCCUGAGGCAGACAGAAAAGAAGCUGAAAGAUCUGCAGAAUCAGGCAGAGGAGAAAGAGAAGAUGGUCAGAGAAGCUGAGGCUAAGAUCUUGACUCUGGCGGAACAGAAUUCACAGCUGGAAACGAAUGCUUAUGAGAUAAAGAAAGAAGUAGAGAUUCUCCAGCACUCCAAAGCAGAGGAGAAACACAAGCUUCUUGAGCAGAUAUCCACCUUGCAGGAAGAAAUGGCUGCAAGCAAAGAUGCUAGAGAGCAGCUCCCCUCUUUAGAGAGCAAACUUGAUGUGGCUAACCAGUAUUGUGCUCAUCUCCAGAAGACUCUAGAAGCUCUUGAAGAGACGCACGCUUCCUCAGUUGAAAUCAACUCGAAUUUGGAGAACACCCUGACAGAGAAAGGUAGCCUGAUCUCCUCUCUGGAGAAGGAAAUCAGAGAGCUAACAGAGAAGAUGAGCAAAGAGGCUGAGAACCACGUCUUUGAGAUGGAGAGCUCUCUCAAUGGACAGAAGAGCAUUAAAGAGCAGCUUGAAGCUGCUAAGUUAGCAGAAGCUGCCGUUAAAGAGGAGUUAACUUCUCGUAACAAGGAGAUCAAGAAAUUGAAGGCGAUGCUCUCUGCUGCUUCUAAUGGCUUGCAAGAGAAGGACAACAAAAUCAAGAGUCUUAAGGAGAGCCUGAAUAAGAAAGAAUCAGAGCAAACCAAAACCUCAGAAACUCUGAAAGAGAAGACGAUUGCCAUGAACAAGAUAAAGGUCCAACUGGAAAUGCUUCAAAUGGACCUGGAAGACAAUGAGGAAGCAAGGAACUCCUUCGAUAGUCAACUAGAGGAUCUUAGAGGAACCAUAGCCUUACUAGAGUGCCAGCUAUCAGAGAGCCAAGCCCAAAAAUCUGAGAUGGAGACAAGGCUAGAGGACAGCCAAGGCCAGGUUUCAUUCUUGGAGGCCCGGCUGGAGGAGCUCCAAUCCCAGAAUUCCAUGCUGGAGACCCAAUAUGUCACAGCCAGGGAGGAGUUGUCAGAGAGAAGCUUUGAAAUCACUCGCCUGGAGGAGGAAGCUAUCAAACUUAACUUCUUGGAAGAGAACAUCACUACAUUAGAAUCUAAACUCAGCGAGAUAACAGAGGAAAAAGUCAAGCUAGAGACAACUCUUGACCAGAUAAUCAAAGAGAAAGAUGCUAAUCUUCAACAGCUACUCUCUGAGAAAAAACAGAUGGAGACUCAAUGGAACCAAGUAAUGGUUGACAAAGAGCAGUUGACAGCCAACUUGACUCAAAUAAAUGGAGAAAAGCAAAAACUAGAGCAUACUCUACACAAACUGACUGAAGAGAACAGCCAACUCCAGACGAAUCUGAGUCAGUUAACUGAAGAAAAGCAGCAAGUGGAAAUGAGGAUUAAUUUUCUGAUUGAACAGGAACAAAAACUUGAUUGUAACUUGAGACUUUUAACUGAAGAGAGAACACAACUGGAGAAUAAUUUACACCAGUUAACAGAAGAAAAAACCCAGCUUGAGACUAAACUACACCAGCUAUCUUAUGAGAAGAAUGAACUGGAGGUGAAUUUGAGCCAAGUGGUUGAGGAGAAACUUCAACUGGAAAGGAGCCUCAGUCAGCUGAUGGAACAGAAAGUUCAGUUGCAAGCUAGACUCAAUGAUGUAACUGAAGAGAAUCCCAACCUUCAGAGGCAGGGACUGACCUCUGGAGAUGAGGUGACUUCAGUCAGUGAGGACGUUGACUGUCUGCUGCACUCCCUCAUGUCCUCGGUGCAAGAGAAUGAGCAACUGAAGGAGAUGGAGAUUAGGGAGAAGAGGAGCGAGGAGGAAAGCAGAGAGAGGAGCAUGCAGUUUGAGACCAAGCAGGCCAAGCUGCAUCAGAAAAUAUCUGAAUUGGAGAAGGAACUAGCCAUGUUUCAGCAGCAGUACAAUUUACUGUUGGAGCAGGUGGGCCAGCAACACAGCCUGAUACAGCAUCUCUCUGACACGGAGAGAACACAAGAGUCCAUGUCUGAAGAAACAGACCUUGGUACUAAAGCUGCAGGCCAGCCUGUUGACAUUGAGCAUGGCAUGCAGUCAUCAGCUGAUCUGAAUUGUUAUGAUGCUUCAGAGCCCCUGCCCGCUCAGCUGAAUCCACCAGCAUCUGAAUUUAAUGAGCCAUCACAUAAAUCUGGCGAGGAUGUCAGGUUGUUCCAGGAGGAGAAAACAGUUUUUGUUCAGGCCUCUGAGGCAGAGAUGGAGGAGCAAAGCUGGCCUAUGAAGAGGAAAGAGAAGCAAGAAUUCCAGCAGCAUUUGGAGGAGCAGAUGGAGGCAUGUAUUGAUAUGAUGGAAGAGCGGGAAAAGUGUUAUGAAGAGGAGGUUAUACAGGUCAAGGCCUCCUUGUCCCCACUGCAGCAACAGCAAGAUCCACAGCAGGUGCGUGGAGACGGCAGCAAUCCUAUUGUUUCUGUGGAUGAAUCAAAGAUCUGCAUUCUAUCCCCAGGCCUCUCUGCCCCUAGGGAGACCAGAGAGAGCUGUGCUACAGAAUCAUCCUGUCUUCAAGCCGACCUCAACCAGAGCAGGGAAACAGUCAAAGAACUGGAGAACAAACUUCAGGUCCUCCGCUCUGAGUUUGACCUCCUGAACUCUGAUCUCUUACUGAGAAAGGAGCUGACCGCUGAGCUGGAGGUCAAAGUGCAUGACUUGGAGAUGAAAAUUCAGGUGGCGAAGGAACAAGGACAUGGCAUGGAAGACAAGCUAACUGUUGUCCUAGUGGAGAAGAGAGGCCUAGAGGACCAGAUAUCUCAGCUCUCAGAGGAGAGAGAGGCUCUAACCCUACAACUGCAGACAGCCAAAUGCCAGCUGGCUGAUGUAAUGGAAAUGCUGGAAGGGUUGGAGAUGGCCAAAGGUGGCUGGGAUGAGAAGUUCCUCCAGCAGGAGAGCGAGCUGAAGAGGGUUCGCUCUGAGAAGGCCAACCUGGAGCAGCACAUCCUAGGCAUGGAGACUGACCUUGAAUCCCUGCAUGAGGAUAGAACCAGGCUGGAGGACGCAAUGGAGAACCAGAAGAGGGCUUGUUCAGACAUGGAACAGCAAAUUGAGAUGCUGAGGACAGAGAGUACCCAGCUUAGAUCGCAGCUGGUAUCCUGCACCGAGGAACGAGAUGAACUGAGCCACUCAGUAGGCCGAUGGAAAGAGCAAAUCCACAGCCUGGAGAAGACGAACUGUGACACCAGGCAGCUGAUCUCCAUCCUAGAGGAGGACAUCAGAACAGGGAAGCGAGAGUAUGAAGCCUCGCUGAACAAUGUGGAGAAGCUGGAAACAGAGAUACAGCAGAUUUUGGAGCAAGUUGGUGCACUGGAGCAAGCAAUGUCCAUACAAAGUACAGAGAACAAGGAGCUUGUACUUCAGCUCAGCAGGUACAGAGAAGACCAGACCUCAGCCAGCCAAAACUCUGAGUCCAUGGCCACCAAGAUACAGGCCCUAGAAGGAGAAGUGAGUCGUCUGACCCAGUCUUUGGAGUCCUCUCUACAGGAGAAAGGAGAGAUUGCCUCUCGCCUAAACUCCACUCAGGAUGAGGUUGAGCAGAUGAAGGCUGGCAUCAAGAAGCUCCAGGUCCGCAUUGAGUCAGAUGAGAGGAAGAAGAGACAGAUCAGAGAACUGCUGAAAGCUGCUCAGAGGAAGUCAGACUCCCUGCAGGAUCGUGCUGAGGCUCUGGAGAGAGAGAAGGACAUGGUAGAACAGAGUUUGGAAGAGGCUAUCUUGCAGGCUGAGACUGCCAAAACACAGUGGGAGGAAAUUGAAGAGGAGAAGAGAAAGGUAAAGGAGGAAAAAAGGGCACUCAGCGAGAAAUUAGCCGAGCUGUGCGCAGAGCUGCACAGCCUGAGAUCAGAAAAACAGCGCAUGGAGAGAGAGCUGGAGGCCAAAAACAAAGAGAUCGAGGGGCUGAAAGCCACCAAGGAGGAGCUGGAGAGGGGAAUGGAGAGAGCAGAAAUGGGGAGAAGAGCAGCGGAGGAGAAGCAGAGGUACAGGGUGGAGGAGCUAGAGAAAGGAAUGAGAGAGGAGGAAGAAAGAUGGAGACAGAAAAUUGAGGAUCUUCAGGCCCUGCUGGAAAUGUCACGUCAGCAGGAGUUGUCCCUGCAACAACAGACCACAGAAAUGGAGGGAAAUAUAGGGGGGCUGCAGUGUCACCUGAAAGGUUUGGAAAGGGAGAGGGAGCAUCUGCAUUGUUCUCUUGAGGAGUGCCAGAGAGAGGGAGAGAGGCUCCAGGCCCAGAGAGAGCAGUGGGAGAAGGAGAGGGGAGAGGUAGAGAAGGAGAGAGAGGCACUGGAGAGCUGUGCGGAGAGGUUGGAGGAGGAAAUGGAGACACUAAGGACAACAAUGGAGGCUCAAAAGGCAGAGAAAGAGGGGCUGGACAAAGAAAGGGAGAGGAGGGAGACAGAAGAGAAAGCGGCCUUAGAAAAUACCAUCUCUUCCCUAGAGGCGGAGAAAGAAAGGAUGGGAGGAGAGAAAAGCAGGCUGGUGGAGGAAAAAGAGAAAUUGCAUUCUACCCUUUCUUCGGUUCAAGGCGAACGAGAAAAUUUUCGCUCUGCUCUCUCAAUCCUAGAGGAAGAGAAAGAGAAAUUGGAAGAAGAGCGAGGGGCAUUACUGAAGGAGAAGGAGAAACUUUAUUCUCGUCUGUCCUUGAUGGAGGAGGACAGAGGGCGUGUGCGCUCUGCCCUUUCUUCACUAGAACAAGAGAAAGAAAGAUUGGAGGGAGAGAAGGUGCGGUUAGAGGAUGAAAAAGAGAAAUUACAGUCUUCCCUCUCCCAAAUAGAAGAUGAAAGAGAGAACUUAAACUCAACUGUCUCUAAACUGGAGAAAGAGAUGGGAAGAGCAGAAGGGGAAAGAGCGACACUAGCAGCAGAACAAGACAGCCUUCGGUCUACAAUUGUCUCUCUGGAGAAACAGCUGGAGACACACACCCUGUCUGUCUCUCAGCUCACUCAGCAGGUGUCAGAGCUUUCUUCUCGUGCCAGUCGUCUCUCUAAAGAGAGAGACUUGGCUCUUAGUAAGAUGAGCCUGUUGAUGAAGAACUGCAAACAGCUGGAGCAGGAGAAAGAGAUUCUGUCACAAACCCUCACAGGUGGGAGGAGCAGUAAUGAGGCACAUGCUGAUGAUGUAGAACAACUGAAGAUUCUGUCAGAGGAGAGAAAGAAAGAAGUAGAAGACCUAAAGAAUGCCCUGGAGGAGAGUAGGGGAGAGGCUGAGGAGAAAAAGAAAGAGGUACAAGUGAAAAGCAAAGAGGUGGAAGACCUGAUGGCUGCCCUGGAUGAGAAGAAGAAGAAGCUAGAGGAGAGGGAUGGAGAGUUGGAGGACAGUAGGAGGGAGCUGGACAAGGUGAAUGAGAUGCUGGAGCAUAAGAAUAACGAGGUUGAUGAGACCAUGGACAAGUACUGCAACCUGAUGAUUACAGUCCACAAACUAGAGCAGACCAAUGAGGCUCUGACAGUACGCCUGGAACAGAUCACUGCAAACCAACGGUCUAGUACCAUUCAUGGACACAGUAGCCAGUCUACCAAUGCUAACACUACUAGCUGCCGGCGUUCAGGCAGGAAGUCGGCCUCCAAACAACUGGAGGUAGUCAUGGUCGAUAACACUGAGAACAUGGCUCCCACAAUGCGUGGAACUACACCACAGGCAUUGACUCUUGGAAAACGGGAUCACGAUGGCAUUGGCAACAACGAUGGUUCUAACACUCCAACUCAAGCCCAAGAAGCCCUGUACAACCUUACCAAGAGAAUCAAAGAAACUGCUGCCACAGUAACUGCAUCCAAACCAGGAGUGGGACAAGAAGAAGAUGAGUUCAGGCCAGAGGGACUUCCUGAGCUGGUGCAGAGAGGUUUUGCUGAUAUACCUCUAGGUAAGCCCAGUCCCUGCAUCCUGAGAAGAACCACAGUGACACGCCGUAGUCCUCGACUAGCCACACGACAGGCUACUCCUUCCGCAGCCACAUAUAUAUCAGUACUUGACACCAAGGAAAGCAGCACAGAGGUGUUUAGGCCCAUGUCUUUUCAGAGUCCCUCCAUCACCGUGGCCACCUCCCCCACCUCUGAGGAGAGGAAAAGUGGGCGUCGCUCUCUGAGCUUGCAGAAAACACCACAACAGAGAGAGAAACAGCAAGAAGCCUUAAGAGAACAAUUGCAGCAGGGAGAAAACUGUCAAGUUCAGUAG
Molecule: messenger RNA, 8823 nt
Organism: Lampris incognitus (smalleye Pacific opah)
Lineage: Eukaryota; Metazoa; Chordata; Actinopteri; Lampriformes; Lampridae
Gene: cenpf
Product: centromere protein F
Exons: 38
Coding region: 1-8823 (2940 amino acids)
Biological process (GO): mitotic cell cycle; regulation of G2/M transition of mitotic cell cycle; metaphase chromosome alignment
Cellular component (GO): spindle pole; chromosome, centromeric region; nucleus
Molecular function (GO): microtubule binding; protein homodimerization activity; dynein complex binding
Source: RefSeq, a predicted model, not a curated record